Molecule: messenger RNA, 7626 nt
Organism: Pocillopora meandrina
Lineage: Eukaryota; Metazoa; Cnidaria; Anthozoa; Scleractinia; Pocilloporidae
Source: the annotation of a GenBank genome assembly
GUCACGUAUGGUUUUCUGAGAAAGCAGAGAGCAGUUUCCGGGUAGCUUUCUUAUAAGAAGGACUUCGCUCAAACUUCAAUUCAUUCAUUUAAAUCAACGUGUUUCCUAGCAGAAAACUGACGAUAUUUUAGACUAUUUCGCACGGUCCAACCUUGAAGCAAUUUGUACGUGUUCGCGGAGAUUGUAACGCGAAUCGACAGGUAAGGUUAUUAAUUGAUAAAAUCAUUGAUUACGGUUUCUAGUCACCCAUAUUGUAAAAUACCACAAAUAAUUUCAACUGCCAGUGUGUAUCAGAAGUUAGGCAGUUGAUCUAUGACGGUUGUUUUUGUCUUUCCAGUUAAGCAAGGUUAAAGGAACUCGCUCUUCUCAUCUGUGAACCUCUUCGAAGGUUUCGAAUUAUAACAUCGAUUGGUCUUUCGUGGUUCAGCUUAUCAAGCUAUCAUGGAAUCUAUGUAUACUAAUAAUGUCUGACUUUUAUAAAAGGAAUCUUUUCAACCGUCGUUCUGCUAAAAAUAUUACCCGUAUGAUGAAUCAUACGGGUAAAAUGCGUACGGUACUUUCACUCUGUAAACAAGCACAUUUGCCUUUUUCAGUAGCUUCGGUUCUGACAUUUAUUUGAGAUUUCGUUUCGCAAUGAUUUGACGAUUCUGUUUUGAAGACUUCGAAGAGCACGACGCUUUAGAAGGCAAUCGUUCACAGUUGUGCACAUUGUUGUAUACCUUUAGUUAAUUUACGCUCGACUGUAAGCAAAUCUAGCUUAAGUUUCAGUCCCGUCGGCGGUUAAUUUAACCGGCCGGCAUUUUGCACUUACGGUCUGCGCCUGGACAUGUACAGUAAAAACGGAUUAAGUUUUCUUUACGUGGAUUGAUUAAGGAAUUGAUAAAUAGAACGAUGCUAACGUUGCCCUUAGUCAGAACUGUCUGAGUUACAUGUGUAAGAAAAUUAUCGGUUUCAUAUAUUCCAAAAUAGAUUCACCACCUCCUUCAUGUAAAGCGGUGUGCGAAGAUUGAAUCAGAAUUAUCAUUUUUCAAUGUUAAUUUUAAUCCGGUUAAUUUUAAACCGGUGAAUUUUUGUUAAGAGUUGAAGCGUGUAAACCGGCAGCAAAGGUAAGCUGAGUGACAUCAUUUGAAAUGCGCUGGUGUGAUUCCUUGUUCAUCGUCUACGCAAAGUUCACAAUCAGACACAUUUCGUGUAUGUCAUGGACUAAAGAAUAUGAAUACCCGCGGGUCGGAAUUUUUGAACAAAUUUUUCUGUUGCUCAAUAUUACAACUAGCAUUUUUUGAAAUUGGUUUUCACUGUCGAAAACCAAACCUUAAAUAUGUAACUUUGUUUAAGGUAGUCUGGAAAUUUUACAAUAAGGGUUACCUCAUCAUUCAUUAUAAUUUCGCUUUUUUGUUCAAACUUUGGUAUUAAUUGUUUGGGGAUUGAUCAUUAGUUGUAGACAUUGGUUCAGCGCUGUCUGAGCUCUUAUCGACAAUGAUAUUCGUCAUCACAGCGGUCAAAUGUUGCCGACUCAUUAGGCGCAGGCGAGUGAACGAUUUGUGUCUAACCACAAUAUCGACGACUAUUUCAGUGCGCGACCAUUGCGUGACACGUUGACGUGACAAAGACAAAUUGGCCAAUCAAAUUGCGACAUUACUGCUAAUUGUGGUUAAAAACAUUGACCUGAUCCCCCCAUAAAGCUCUGUACUAUGAAUAUGUCCCCUCCCUCUUCUAUAGCAGUUAAUUAGCGAUUAAUUUGCUACGGUUUCCCUUUAAAUACUCAGCGGCGACACCGAUCCCCCUAUGAGCCCCCUGAAAAAUAUAUCACCCCACAAAAUAUCCCCUUUCCCUCACCCCCCAGGGAUAAAUACGGACUGACUCCUCCAUGGUCUGUUUCAUCAUUGCAGAUAGUAAACCAUGUCUGGUGAAGUCACCGAAACACCUGUCGCAAAAUAUGGCCAAAGUAGUGAAUUUGGCGUCGUUCUUGACUUUAUUCAAAGAAUGAUAAGUAACGACACUUUACGCCAAGCCUUCAACAUUCCACAUCUGGUCAUGGUCGGUCGGCAAAACAUGGCAAAAACCACUCUGAUAAACCGUCUGAUCGGGCGAUAUCUUCUCCCAAUGCGCCGCAAUGAGACCGCAAACACCUUACAGGCCCGCACUACAUAUCCCAUAAUACUCAACCUGAGAAACGGCAAGAGGAGCCUAGUGGAGGUUAAAUGCGAUAUACCGGGUAUUGGGGGGGCUGUGGAGAAUCCUAAGGAUGAUACCGUGGAGACAUUUCUUAACCAAGUCACAGCACAUUUACCAAAGGAAGAGGGAACUCCAAUUUCGAAAACCCCUGUUAAUGUUACUUUGCAAGGUAAGAUAUAUUAAUUUAACUAGAAUUCAGAUUUCACAUAUCGAUCUCAUUUAAAGAGAUCGAUAUGUGAAUAUCGUUGUCGUUUUAUCAUAGCAGAUAGCAGUUCGCAUUGAGUGAACGUGAAAUAAACGAGAAGUUUUUUUACUGCUUUUUGUUUCCUGCCAGUCUUGAAAAUUCCUUCAUUCAAUUCUAUAGAAGUUCUAAGUCCAUUCUGAAAUUUAAACUUAAUAUAUCUUGCACUGUUCAGAUAAUUUCGACUUCGUACUCUUUCCUCUUCUCCAGGCCCCGAAUUCACGACUCUUACAUUGGUCGACCUUCCUGGCGCUCAUUUUGCCAAUGACGAUCCACGCAUGAACCUCGUCACUCAAAAUUUAGUUUUGGAAUACAUCGAGAAAAACACUAACAGCAUUAUCGUCAUAGUAUCUGAAGUAGGGGACCCCACAGGUGACAGUGCAAUAAACCUUGUCAUGCAAAAGGCCCCAGAUUUUAGGAGCCGCACAAUCUGUGCACUUACCAAGCCAGAUAAGUUGAGAGAAUCCGAUGACAUGGGGAAAAGGGUGGCCAUGAAUGGAUCCAGCUUCACACUGGAUGAUAACCGAUUCAUUGUACUGCGAGGUAAAAUAUGAUUGUUCAGUUUGUUCCACUUUGAAAUGAGUCCAUAACUUAGCUUACACCAGUAGUUAGGGACUUGUAAGGUAUUAGUUAAAACGUUCUUCUACUGAGGGUCGCAAAAGCAUAGCUAAAGUAGUCACAUCGCUUCCUGAUGACAAGGGAAAUAUCACAAUAUCCCUUGCAAUAAGAACAAGGGCAAACACGUGUAAUAACCUGAAGAGUGGAAAACACAAGAAACCAAGGAGUCACGAUUGGUAGUCUGGCACCUGAUUGAUCGAGGGUGUGUUUUUUGUAACCAAUCCAGCUCGAAGGGCAGUGAGACGAAACGAAAGAAAUACAUGAUUUCUUUCUCCGGGAAAACUUGAUCUACUGGACAGGAAUGUAUUUUGUGUGAUUCAGGUCUAAUUUAAUUCGAUAAAAUUUAUGGGCGUUUCUUCAGCUUUUUCUUCAAUAUAACAUUCAGGGAAAGAUGGCACAGAUCCAAAAGAGAAGGACUGGGACGCUGAAACGACUCGUGUUCAAGAAAAACUAUGGUUUGCACGGCAUCCUCAGUACAAGGACAUUCAACAUGUCUGUGGAAUUGAUCGACUCAUGGACACCAUGAUCUCUUUACUGGCUGAAAAGAUGAUCACAGAAAUUCCUAUUCUGGUGACACAAAUGAGGAGGCGAAAAAAAGAGGUUACAAAAUCGUUUGUUAGAAGGGAUUUUUUGAUUACUGCCAGGCUAGCACCAUUGAGAGACCAGGACCAGGAUUCAGGGUCUUAAGGGAAAAUUUUAUUGGGUGUCGAAAAUAAUCCAAAUUUUCUCUGGUUUUUUUUUCCUCUGUGUUUAUUGAUUGGCAUUAUCGCUCCUAGAUCCGUAACCACCUGAUGAAUGAUAAUGUGAUAAUGAUAGUGUCGUGUCUUAGUAUCACAACUUUUUGAUCCAAUAAGGUGGACGAUAUACUUGAGGAACUAGAGGACAGCGAGGUACCAGAAUCGAGCGAAGGCAAGGGUGGAGUGGCCAUGAAACUGAAAGAAAAUCUAAUAAGAGAGUUAAAUAAACUUCUUUUCAACAAUACUUCUAACACAGCUGGAGGGGAGCGUGUCAGGCAGCUGUUUAAUUCAUUUCACCAGGAAGUUUUCAGGGUGAGUGUCUUUGGCUUAUAGUCUUUAGUGUCUUGUUAUAGGUGAGUAGUCAUUUAUCGAAAAGUGAUGGGCGAAAAUUUUACAUAUAGUACGAUAUAUAAGGGAAAUUUAACUUAUUCUAAAUAACGAUAAUAAUAAUUAUUUUAAAAUAAAGCACUUAGAACAAUCCUAGCAUUCAAUUGUUUUUAAUUUUAGCUUUCCAAGUUACACUCGUUCGUGAAUUAUACUUGUUGGUGAAGAAAGAACUACUUAGUCAAACAUCUUCUUAUACAUCACUGAAAGCACGACUUUUACGAUCGGCAUGAAUACAGUACAAAGCACUCAGAAAGACUCCAGCAUUCAUUUGUUUCUUUUUUCAGCCUUUCCGAUCAUACUUGCAGGUGUAGUAAGAGCUACUUGAGUCAAACAUCUUUGUUAACCACAGGAACAAAGAACAGAGCAAAAAAAAACCUAAAUUUUCCCAGCGCUCCAACUAUGAAUAGAAAUUGAAUUCAUGGUCUAAAACUCUUUCAAAAGGGAAAAUUGGGCAUGAGAUACGCCGAACUAAAGCAUUGGCUAAGGGAGUUAUUAUCACCUUUUUUUGGAUAAAAUUUGUCACAGGUGGAUCCUUUGGAGUUGCGUAAUGACGAUGAAAUACGAAGACAACAAAGAAAAUUGGAGGGCGUGGCUGCCCCUCUUGGAGACAGCAGUGAAAACAGUCAGCUGCUGCAGAGGCUUCUGUAUGAGAAGUAUACAGGUAUUAACUAAGAGCUUCUUAAACUUUCUGUAACAAAACAUUUGUUUCUGGUUAAGCUAAUUUGGAAAAUUUCAGGGUAGGAGGCUGAAAAGCUCAUAGUAAAUAUUCCUUUCAUAGAGUUAUUUUCGUCCCGUUUCUGGAUAGUGCAAUUUUCAAUGAGUGUCGAAAGUGUUCUAAAUUUUAAAGUAGACCCCCCCCCUCUGGGUACACUAUUGGGACUUGAAAAAGUGCCUAAUGAAUGGAGUUUUCCCUUCAAUGAAGAUAACAAGUUUAAAGGUUAUUUAGUGGAUGCUCAUUUCAGGUUACAUUUCGAGGCUCGGAAAAGCUUCCCUUUAAUUUAAGUGUACUUUCAAUAAACUUAAGAGGAAGAAAAGUCAUACCUUGGCCCCUCUCUCAAGGGUAUACCUUUGGUUCUGAAAUAAUGUCCUCUUAAUAUAGGUGUCAUAAAGCAAGUUCUUAGACUGUUUUUCAAUGGAACGAUGCAGUCAAUCACUUUUCUGUUUUUUCGAUAGGAGUACAAGCCAAUGGUAAACCAAUCGCGCUUCUGAGCCCAGUUGAUAGGUUGCUACCCCUGUCAGAGAAACUUGUCAGAAAUGUCGAGGCAACUUUGCGAGAUAUCGUCCAAAAGGCUAUCGAACAAGCCUUGUCGAAGUUUCCCACACUCAAACAAGCAGUUGAAGCGAAAGUUGUCAGCAAGAUUUUUGACAAGAAACGCGAACAGACUACGGAAUUCAUCCGACAAUUCCUUGAAAUGCAGAAAAAGAGCACUGAUAUCGUUUUCGCCCCAAUCCCCACACCUCGAGAGAUCAGUGUCUGGGAAGGGUUUCCUCUGGUAGAUCAUAGGAAACCUCAUCCAUGCAUGACGUCAAAGAUGACGAGUCAUAUGAAGUACCUUGCGAAAAAUCUCUACCCUGAGAAGCUGCUUCAAGAGAUAGACGGUUCUGGGUCACACGGUCUCAUGUAUAAGGUGAGAACUGAGAACUUUUAGGGUAAUUUGCAUGAUUGAAACUACAACCGAAGCCAUGCGUAACUGUGUUCAUCAUUUUAUUUAAAACAUCCGUACGCCUACGGUACUAAACACGAGUAGGAAAAUACAUUUUAGAGAACGGAAAGUUACAAAUAAACUCACAAUAAAGAGAAAUAUUAACCUUAACGGUGCAUAGCUUUAUUGGCAAAAAACGAAAACGAUAAUGCUGCUUCUUGAAAAGUGAACGUAAACAUUGAUCCUUAUGAAUUAAUUUAUUCACAAAACUUACAAAUUACUCGACGUAAUUACGUAACAUUACGCAACGGUACAAACAUCAACCAUAGGUACACAAAAUAACUGAUGAAACGUACCAACGCUAGAAGGUAAUUAACGCGUAAACGAAAUUCACACAGAAAACAGCAUGGUGAUAAGUUUCGCGAUUAAGAAGAAAGAAAGCAUCUCGAGGUUAAGUCCAGUUUCUUUAAAUAGAGUAAAUUUAAAUGGCCAAUUACUAGUCGCUUGCUUAGACACUUUCUGAUCCACUGCUGGUUGUUGUAAGGUAAGAUUAUGAUAUAAAAAAUUUUAAAUUGACAUUGUAAAAGCGUGCUAAUGCGUGGGUUGAAGCCUCCUAUCAGUUGGGGAUGGGUUUGGCAGAAUUUUCGAUAGUUGGUGAAAAUUGUCGUCGGUCCUUACUCUAGACAAACAACAUUUAAAUUUCUUUUAUGCGUUAAGUUUAAAGUAAACUUAAUUUUUGUAAGCUUUGCGCACAAAAUUGGAAUAUGUGGGUAUCCCUUGAUAAGAAAAUGGCUAAACUGCAGAAUAGCCUGCUACUCAUUUACAUGUCACUGAAUAAGAAUAGCGUCUAUUGUGUUAUGCCUCGAUCUUCAAAGCCUCCCGACACAUAUAAAUGAGGGGGAUCAAAGUGGCAGGGUAUUUAGAGAGACACUAUAGAAAGCUUUAUCGUUCUUUUCCUAGGAACACGAGGAGAUAAAGAAUGUAAAAAGGAACGUGGUGCGAUGCUUCAACGUGCUUAAAAUGAAUGUGUGUGACACAGUCCCCCGCUGCAUCCUGCAUUUCUUCGUAUCACAGUUAGUGGAUGAUCUUGACCGCGCUUUGGAGAAAGAAAACUUGGUCGAGUUCUUGGAGGAAAGGAAGGACAUCCGGGACAAGCGCAUCCUGUGUAGGAAACAGUCCCUCGCUUUGGAGAAUGCGCUGCCACAUACACAAGACGUCCUGCAUAAACUACUGCGCAUGAAACAGGGAUCUCCUCAAAAGGACCGGAAGAUGUAACUGAAUAGAAUGUUUUCAUUACUUAGCCUUUUCAAGAAAUAAUUAUCUAGCUUAGGGUUUCUUUUAAUUUUCGUAUAAAAUUCUGAAUAUCAUCGCCAUACCCGGUUGCAAUAGGUAUAAUUUAAAAAUUCAUUAUGUUAUAAACAUUUUAUGUGUAUUCUUUGAAGGAGUUAGUUCUGAAUUAUGCUUAACGUAAUAGCGUUAGUCAAUUUUCAAAAUUUUUUUCAUAUAAGUACUAGUGAGCUGCACACAGCAACAAAUCUUAGAUUACUUUUUAAAAUGAUUUUUAAAGAAGUAUUAAACUCUUCCUUAUUAGCUCUUUGAUUUUUAAACUUAGUAGCGUUUAGAAUCAGAGCCAGGUGAUUAUUUUUAAUUAUACUAUCUCACGCUCUAAGGGGAACAUUUAAAAAGCUCAACAUAGCUUACUGAGAUCUUUACCAUCAUAAUAUUUGGAAAGUUAGCAGAUCUAAAUGUAAUGCACCAACUGAAAGACAAUUGAAUUGUCAGUCAUUCAAAAGGAAACAAUAAAGGCAAGUUUAGCAGUGUGGAG